AUGGCACCUUCAUCUCCGUCCUGGCGCAGAGUCGACGCGACCAACACCGCUCUUCUUCUCAGUGACGUGCAAACGCAACUUCUGGCACACAUGCCCGAGGACGAACAAACGAGAUAUCUUGGCACGCUGCAGGAACUCCUGGACUCGUUCCGCACCAACAUCUCAACUGCACGCGACCAGUCACAGUCCCAGCACGGCAGCGCCGCCGAGAACCACCAUGAUGGCGGCCCGUGUAUUGUCCACCACGUGGUCGUCAUGGACUACGCGACCAUGAACCUCAGCCCGACCAACAAACUGAACAACUGGGCAUUAAAACGGCUCAAAGCAGCAGGCCCCAACCGCGGUGCAGCGGUGGCACCGACAGAUUCAGCGGCCACGAUCCCAUUGACCCUCCACCCGCCCAAUGGCUGGAACAUGGAUGAAUUUGUCCUCACGAAACAAGCCCCAAGCUGCUUCAUGUCGUCGUCGCUGCUGAAGAUCCUGCAAGCAAGGAAUAUCAAGCAUGUUGUUCUUCUCGGGUUGACCACCGAAGGGAGUAUCUUGAGCUCGGUCCGGCACGGGAGUGAUUUAGAUUUCCACAUCAUUGUGCCCAGGGAGGGUGUAUGGUGUGACGAUCGGGAGCUGGAGAAGGUAGUGCUGGAGAAGCUGGUUCCGAGAUUCGCUGAUGUCUGUGCAAUGCAAGAUGUCAAAGAAUUGAUGGCCGCAAAUGAAGACCGAAAGACCGCCAAGUAA
This is a messenger RNA of Exophiala spinifera, 732 nucleotides long. RefSeq lists its product as uncharacterized. The coding region runs from base 1 to 732 and encodes 243 amino acids. Lineage: Eukaryota; Fungi; Ascomycota; Eurotiomycetes; Chaetothyriales; Herpotrichiellaceae. The transcript has a single exon. The record is from RefSeq and is a predicted model, not a curated record.